GCCUGAUAUUGUAUACGAAGUUUCAACGCUCGUGACCGAUUAUCACCAAAGUCAGAUGAAAUUAACGCUAUAGUAAACGGCUUUGAGAAAAUAUUUUACAAUUCUUAUAUCUGUGUAUUUAUAUAAACAAAAGAGGUGCAAAAUUUUUUGUUAACGAAAUUCGAAUAAUUUUGUUAAUUAAGUGUUGAAGAAAAAAAAUGGAGCAAAUUUUGUAGUGUAUCCAGCACUCAAAGUGUCUUUAGUCAUGAGAACAUUUCGUGUUAGGGAAAGCCUUAUUCUUCCCUUCAAGGAUAACAGCAGAAUCUAUAGCAAAGGAUCAAAAACCUAAUUUUUAAUAAAUUAUUAUCGAUUUUCAAGAAGAAAAAAUAGAAUCAAAAGUAUCAAUUUCUGUCAAUCGAUAAUUAAUAAACAAGAGAUUUACAAUAUAAAGCAACGCAUAAGUCUGAAUAGUAUUUAAAAAAUUGUGUGUCUGGUCAAUUUUAUUUAAAAAAAAAAAACGAAAUGGAAUAAAAAGCGUGCCUUGAAAGUAUUUCGUAAAGUGAAUUUUUGACAGAUCGUUGCAUCAGCCGUUUCUUUUUUUGACUGACGCUUCAUAGGAAAACCCCCUUUGUUCGUCGAUAAUAGUACAAAAUUACUGUGAUAUAAACCACCCUCUACUAUAUAAACUACAAUUAUACCAGGCCAGCCAGCUGGGCCAUUCUUGUAGUGUGACUGGUCACCUGGACUACAAGACUUGUGAUAAACGAAUUUGGUUAUUACGUUUAUUCGUAGUCACCGUCCGUCACACAUUGCAGGAAUGGACACAUCGGGCUUCCCUGUAGUACCGGAUGCAAUCCAACCUCUCCUGGAGCAACUCCAAGAAGCUCUUGUGCUAGAGGUGAAAUAUCAGCCCAAUCUUCAAUUACCAAUAUCCACUCAGAAUGAUGAAAUCACAAUGGGUGCACGCGAUGGCUCGGCCCACGUACUUAGAUGUCUAAAAGUUUGGUAUGAUCUUCCAUCGGACGUAUUUUUCAUCGCCAUCAAUUUAAUUGAUCGAUUCCUUACAAAAAUGAAGGCCAGACCAAAGCACAUGGCCUGCAUUAGUGUAUCAUCAUUUCAUAUAGCCGCCGUCCAAAUGGCUCAGUCACUUGAUGCCGAUCAUUUAGUUUCCAUCUCGCAGUGUAAAUGCACCGGCGGUGAUUUAAAACGUAUGUCAGAUGUUAUUAGAAAUAAAUUAGAAUGGGCACCUGGCACACAACCCAUCACUGCCCUUUCUUUUCUUCGUCUAUUUAACGUUAUGUUUCACACUGUUGCAUCAAAAAUGGGUCUCGGUGAACUCUAUGCCAGCGUUGUUUCGGAAUCUGAAUUACUUUUGAGAUUGGAAAUGAUUGUUUGCAAUGGUAAUUGCGCGAAUUUGAGACCAUCCGAGAUAGCGUUGGUUUUACUUUGCACGUAUUUGGAUGCUGCUGUGAAUCGUCUUGAUUCAAAUGCGGAUGCAACGAUGAUUUGUUCUAUUGCCGGACCUUCUUCUAUGACAAUACCACCAACACCUGCGCACGAAAUGCUUAGAUUGGUCGAAUUCGCUGCUGAUUUACAAAAAAUUUGCAAGAUCUCAGACGGUAGUUUCUUUUCAACUCACGAAGCGGUUGGUGCAAUACUCAGCAAAUAUAAUGCACAGGAACAAACUCCACACAGACAGAGGCUCAUUUGGAAAUUAUCAUCAAGAACAGCUCGUCUUUUGAGACCCACUGAUAAAUUUACAUCAGUAUUGCCAGUUAUUGCCGAACACGCUCCCGUUCCUUCGCCCAGUAGAAUUAGAAAAAAUCGGAAAUUCUCUCGUCGCCAUGGAAACAAAAGACGCUAGAUGUAAGUAAUUUAUUAAGUUUUUUUUUUUUUUGAUUUCACAUCUCCACAAAAUUAGAUAACUACAAAAAAAAGAAAAAAAAAAUUAAAAAAUAGUUUCCAAGGUACGAAGAAUGGAUACGAUGUAUAAACGUGCAAACAAGGCUUCAAAAAAAAAAAAAAAAAAAAGAUGUAAAGUGGCCUGCUUAGAUGUUAUUAGAUUUUAUUUUAAAGUGGCGUGAUUUUUAGUCUUUACUCCUGAA
Leptopilina boulardi is the source of this 2084-nucleotide messenger RNA. RefSeq names its product cyclin G (gene CycG). The transcript is spliced from 6 exons. Gene Ontology annotation, molecular function: cyclin-dependent protein serine/threonine kinase regulator activity. Gene Ontology annotation, cellular component: cyclin-dependent protein kinase holoenzyme complex; cytoplasm; nucleus. The coding region runs from base 797 to 1843 and encodes 348 amino acids. NCBI's taxonomy places the organism in Eukaryota, Metazoa, Arthropoda, Insecta, Hymenoptera, Figitidae. The record is from RefSeq and is a predicted model, not a curated record. Gene Ontology annotation, biological process: regulation of cyclin-dependent protein serine/threonine kinase activity; mitotic cell cycle phase transition.